This is a messenger RNA of Lucilia cuprina (Australian sheep blowfly), 2910 nucleotides long. RefSeq lists its product as uncharacterized. The transcript has 7 exons. Bases 298 to 1626 code for a protein of 442 amino acids. NCBI's taxonomy places the organism in Eukaryota, Metazoa, Arthropoda, Insecta, Diptera, Calliphoridae. The record is from RefSeq and is a predicted model, not a curated record.
GGCAACCAACGCAAAAAGGAAAAUCAAUUAAAUAACUUAGAACAGCUUUCAAACAAGGGGUGUGUGAGCAGUAAAGGCGAAAAAUAAGUAUUAAGGAAUACAAAAGAUUUAAGAAAAACUUUUUUUUAGAAAAGUAUAUAAAAGAAAAAUAACUUUGAUAAUAAAGUUGCAAUAAAGUAAAUGAUACGAAAUUUUGUGGAAAAAUAAAAAUUAUAUAAAAAUAAACUAACUUAGUGCAAAUUAUUUUCUACAACUGCUACAAAAAGUUCCAAAUUCUUUAUUAAAACCCUAUUUGCUAUGGGCAUUAACGAAACACCUCAAAUGGCAGUUUCCGUAUGCAAUAAUAGUUCCAAACUAACAUUGGCUUUAUUUAGUGAGAUUUUUCAAUGUAUUGAACCUGAAGUACAAAUCGAUUCAUUUAAAGAAGAACAAGGAUCCGGUCGUGGUGAUAAUUAUACAGCCACCUUAUAUCGUAUACAUUUGACCGGACAACGAAAAUGUUUGGACGAUGGUAAAAAACAAAAAUGGGAAAAGAAUUUAAUCUGUAAACGUUUACCCGAAAAUGUACAAUUAAGAGAAGCCUAUAAAAGUGAUAAACUAUUUAGAAACGAAGUAGAAUUUUAUACCGCCAUUAUGCCAGAAUUAUUAAAAUUUCAAGCCACCAAAACUGAUGAAGUAUUUAAAGCAAUACCCAAAUGUUUUUAUGCACGACCUGAUCUUUUAAUAAUGGAGGAUCUACGAAUUCGAGGUUUUGAAAUGCCCGAUCGUAAACAAGGUUUAACGGUGGAUGAAACGCAUAUGGUAUUGAAACAAGUAGCACAAUUUCAUGCUUUAAGUUUAUCCUAUAAAUUUGAAAAUCCUAAAGAAAUGGAAAAAUUAAGAAAAACUACUGAGGAGGCUUUAUUUAGCAAUGAUAAUGCUAAUUGGUAUAAAAAUUACUAUGAGACCCUAACAAAGAAUGCCAUUAAAAUGGUUUCUGAUGUCUUGCCCGAAGAUUCCAAAUAUUUGCAACUUUUUAAAGAAUUUGCCGAAACUUCUACAUUUUUCUCACGUAUGGUACGUUUAGUUAGUGAAGAGUCGAAUUUGACGGCCUUUUGUCAUGGUGACUGUUGGGCAAAUAACUUUUUAUAUCGUUAUGAAAAGAUGCCCAAUGGCGAGAAGAAAGUUUUGGAGGUCUGUUUAGUGGAUUUCCAAUUGAUACGUUAUAGUUCCAUAGCCUUAGAUGUGGCAAACUUAUUAUUCUGUUGUACUAGUAAAUCUAUGCGAGAUGUACAUUUGGAAGAUUUUAUUAAACUCUAUACAAGGGAAUUAUUUAAAUGGUUGGUAACAUUAUGUAAACGUAUACCAGAUUUUUGCAAUAACGCCGAAAAGUUAGAACAAACUUUUCGACAAGAACUAAAAACCUAUGGACGUUUUGCUUUGGGUUUAUCCUUAGAUAUUAUACCCAUUAGUACAUGUUCUUCGGAGGAUGCACCCGAUAUGUAUGAUCAUCAUUAUGAUGAUGAUGAUGAUACUACAUUAAAAUGUGAAUAUGGUGCUCCUGAAUUGAAUUUUCCGCCCAACGAUUUGUGUCGCCAAAAAAUGUCCGAAAUUCUUAUAGAUAUGGUUGAUAAUGGUAUGCUCUAAACUAAAUAUUAAGAAAUUGUAUUGUGCUCUCACUCUCUCUGUUUUUAUAAAUGUUAAAAUUAAAUGGGGAAAAAAUGGAAUUUGUAAGAGAUAAAACAAGUAUUUGAAAUUUCUUAAAAAAACUUAUAAAUCCUUAGACAAAAAUAGUAUUAAAUUAGCAAAAAUCGUUAAAGAUUAUUCAUAACAAUUUAUCAAAGGUUUAUUGAACAAAUUUUGUAUGAAAAAUUGUUUUGUAAAACUGUGAUAAAUUGUUAUAAAUAAAACCCUUAAACAAAAAUAAAUAAAAUUGUAUUUACUAAGUAUUAUUAAAAAACAAACUAUUUAAACUAAAAUUUAAGAUUUUUCUUAUUGUUUAAAAAAGAAAUUUAACAAAAUAGAUUAUUCGUUGAUAACUCUUGGAUCUAAACAUGGUUUUAUAUAAGAGCAAAUACAUUUUCUUAAUAUAUAUCCUAACGAUAUGGUAAGUGUCCUAAGAAAUAAAAGCUAAUAAUAUCUAAUUUGAAUUAAACAAAACUAAAACAGUUGCUCAAAAUAACACGUGGAGGCCAAAAAUUUAACUUUAAAAUAUAAAAAAUAUUCGUAAACGGUAAAUGUACAUAAUUAAGGUUAAUAUAUUUCUCUUGAAACUUUUCCAACUAUUAAUCGAAUCGGGUCAUAAGAAAAACAAUAAAUUUUAUUUAUAUGCAAGAUCUUAACAAACACAGCUUCCUCAAAUAGGAAACAAUAAAUUUCAUUAAUAUUUUUAGUACCAUUUAUACAGUGAAUCAAUCAAGUAAUUUGGUAUGUAAAAUUUUCUGGAAUUCUAAAAAUGCAAAAUAAUUUAUUGUCCUGCAAAUUCUGAUGAAAAGUAAUAAAAUGCAACAACAAAUGUACCAACAUUUUUAUAUAAAUCCUGUCUGUUUUGUAAACCGAAUCCGAGUAAAUUUCUCGUUUAAAAACGAAUUCUUAUAUUUUUUUUUUCGUUUUCAAACCAAGUACACCAAUCUAGUGGAAAGUAGUUAGUUAAUUUGAAAGGAGGAUGUACAUAUAUACAUCAAAUCCGAAGAAAUACACCUAGACCUCUAUCGGGCCUGUUGUGUGCUCCUUAGCCAGUCGAUUUACAGAACAGACAUGAAUAUUUUUCACGGUUUUUCCAUUUUUAAUUAGAAAACAUAAAUUUAGUUUUUAUCUGUCUAAUCGAAGUUUAUUUAUGAACAAAAAACUAAAUUCUCUUAAAAAAAAGAGAGGCAAAAAACUUAGUUGAUUCACUGUAUGUUUAAAUUUUUAAAUUAAGAUUUUUUUCUU